Acanthocheilonema viteae is the source of this 396-nucleotide messenger RNA. The record is from the annotation of a GenBank genome assembly. NCBI's taxonomy places the organism in Eukaryota, Metazoa, Nematoda, Chromadorea, Rhabditida, Onchocercidae.
AUGUUCAGUGUUGUUUUUAGGGGCUACCGAAAGUCAAGGAAUGAUGCAGAUGACGUAGAAACGGCGCAGUCGUCGCAUCAGUUAACAGAGGACAAAAAAGAUGUGGCCCUGGAGACAGAACUAGAAACAAGGACGCCAUCCUCCUCCAUUAUCGGUUCAAAGCCUGGUGCUUUUGUGAAACCAUCGCCGACUUUUCCAACUUUUUCAGCUGCUACUCUAUCUCCAACUUAUGGACCACUGCCACUGUUUUAUCCGUUCUUCUUACCGGUGAGGCUUAAAAAAGGGAAAGAAUUGAAGACAAACUCGAGUAAGUAUCUUUGGUCUAGAGAGUACAUUGUUUCUCAAAAAGAGCAACUGAAAGCUGAAAGAGCGAUAUUGGUACCAUAUUGCCCUUAG